Messenger RNA from Sphaeramia orbicularis (orbiculate cardinalfish), 13596 nucleotides. RefSeq names its product vacuolar protein sorting 13 homolog B (gene vps13b). Bases 121 to 12309 code for a protein of 4062 amino acids. The record is from RefSeq and is a predicted model, not a curated record. NCBI's taxonomy places the organism in Eukaryota, Metazoa, Chordata, Actinopteri, Kurtiformes, Apogonidae. The transcript has 68 exons.
GUUUCACUGAGACUGUUGAGAGAUGUGGCUAACGACAUUUACCGGGAUGAUUUUGUGAUAUUAAACGUCACUUUUAGAAAAUAGCUUCAGGAGACAAACGGGAAUCAAGACAGGGACAGGAUGUUGGAGUCCUAUGUCACGCCGCUCCUGAUGAGCUAUGUCAACAAAUACAUCAAGAAUCUGAAACCAUCAGAUCUGCAGCUCUCACUCUGGGGAGGAGAUGUGGUGCUCAGCAAGUUGGAUCUGAAGCUGGAUGUGCUCGAACAGGAGUUGAUGCUGCCUUUCACAUUCAUGAGUGGUCAUAUACAUGAGCUACGAAUCCACGUACCAUGGACAAAACUGGGCUCAGAGCCUGUUGUCAUCACCAUAAACACGAUGGAGUGCAUCCUCAAACUGAGGGAUGGAGCUCAGGAUGACCACGAGAGCGGCUCUAGCUCCACCAGUCGCAGUGUUUCAGACAGCUCCAAGGCCGUAGCCAAGCCCCGCCGCCUCCAACAAGCUGCCCCCAGCGACCCGGACCUGCCCCCAGGUUAUGUGCAGAGUCUGAUCAGGCGUGUGGUCAACAAUGUCAAUAUUGUAGUCAACAACCUGAUCCUGAAGUACGUGGAGGACGAUAUCGUGCUAUCGGUGAACAUUACCUCGGCAGAAUGCUACACCGUGGAUGACAUCUGGGAGAGGGCCUUCAUGGACAUCACUGCUCCAGAGCUUGUGUUAAGGAAAGUGAUCAACUUCUCCGACUGUACCGUCUGCUUGGACAAACGAAACGCAAGUGGCAAGAUUGAGUUUUACCAGGACCCACUGUUGUACAAGUGCUCCUUCAGAACCCGCCUCCAUUUUACUUAUGACAACAUAAACUCCAAGAUUCCAUCUGUCAUCAAAAUCCAAACGAUGGUCGAGAGCCUGAAGUUGUCAAUCACUGACCAGCAGCUCCCCAUGUUCAUACGCAUUUUAGAGCUGAUUGUUGCCCUCUAUUAUGGGGAAAUAGGAGGACACAAAGAGGGUGAAGGAGAAGAGGGCAGCAGUCAUGCCAAGGAGGCUGGAACAAGUUUACCCGGGAUAGAUGUGGAUAUGGAAAGCCCUGGGACGAGCCAGUACCCCAGCCCAGACCUGUACAUGCAGACGGGGAGUCCAGAGGAUGCAGACCAGGGCUGGGUGUCCUGGGCCUGGUCCUUUGUCCCAGCCAUUGUAGGUACAGAAGAGGAAAUGGAAGAGGGGCUCUACCAGGAGGCAGGAGGCAUCCCCAACAGCCCCCAGCAGCACACACCCAAAGACCCCAUCGUCUCCAUCGGUUUCUACUGUACCAAGGCCUCCGUUACCUUCAAGCUGACAGAGACCCAGUCAGAGAGCAGCUACUACAGUCCUCAGAAGGUCAAGUCCAGAGAGGUUUUGUGCCUUGAGCAAGAAGGGAUCACCAUUGAGGUGCUGAUGAUGGGGGAACCCUUCUUCGACUGUCAGAUUGGUUUUGUGGGCUGCCGGGCGCUCUGCCUGAAAAGCAUCAUGGGAGUACGAGAUUUCGAGGAAAACAUGAACCGAAGUGAAGAGGAUGCUGUGUUUUUCACCUGUGGCGACAGCCUGAGCAGUAAAGGAAUGACCUACCUAACUAACUCCCUGUUCGACUACCGUAGUCCGGAGAACAACGGGGUCAGGGCUGAGUUCAUCCUGGAUGCCGCUAAUCACAAGGAGACCUACACGGAGAUAGCGGGCAUGCAGCGCUUUGGUGCUUUCUACAUGGAUUACCUCUACACAAUGGAGAACAGCAGCGGCAAAGGCUCUCAGGACUUCACGGUAAUUAAUCCAGAGGAGGUAGCACCCACUGUCCAGGAGACGUCCAUCAAGCGGCUGGUGGUUGGACCUCUGGACGUCAGGCUCCACAGCAGCGCAGUUCACCGCAUUCUCAAGAUGGUCACAUGUGCCAUGGACCACGAAUACGAACCUUACUGCAAACCACAGCGAGAAAUAGUUGAGGAGACCCAUGCUCCAGCCACUUCUGAGGAGAUAUCAAGCUUAGAGGAAUUCAUCCCAACCAGACUCACUUCUCUCACACUACUCCAAGUUUCGGUCACUGUCUCAAUGGCUGAGUUUAACCUCCUUCACACACUAAUGCCUGUCAUCAUGGGACACAAGGCUCCACAAGGACCAGUCAACAUACCAGCCUUCCAGCCAGUGUGUCCUCUGCCAUCUGUGCAGUUCCAGGUUGAAAGGGUGAACGUCGAACACUCGGUUCCCAUGUAUGCCCAAGAGCUGGUUGGCACUGUGAGCAGCCUUGGUCAGCCCUCGGACAACCUGCUCCACCACUGCUACGCACACCUCUACCUCAAGGUGUUUGGGUUUCAGACAGGCUUGACGUGCCAGGACACUUCUGGGGUUUUCCUGCCUCUCAUCCCCAUCAUCCCUUCCUUCAGUACCGCACUCUACGGCAAGCUGAUCCAGAUGCCUGCAUACUGGACCAAAAGAUCCUCGGUGCUCACCACAGAGUGUAUUUUCGAGCUUCCUCAGUUCACGGUUCAGGCCACGAGGGCACAAACGCUUUUGCUACAGGCGAUUUGCCAAAGCUGGACCCACAGUGUGGUGAACGGAGCCCCGAUGACGCUGAGUGAAAGCCUACUUAAUGAAGUGUACAAAGCUCCAGGUGUGAAAUCUCCGGGCCCGUCACCGACUCUCGAGGGCUCGGUCCAAAACCUGGAGCUGAAGUUCUGCAGCCGUGCGACGGUGAAAUGUGCCUCAGGAACCGUGGGAGCUGUAAAAGUGUGCGCCAGGACCCCAGGUUCAGGCGAAGGGAUGAAGGAGAAGCUGGUCCCUCUGAUCCAGGGCCCGUCGGACACCAAAGAACUCCACAUGAGCCGCUGGCUUAAUGAGAUCCGCAAGCCUGAAUCUCUGCUGGCCCCUGACCUUCUGGUGUUUUCCGUUCAGGUCCCCCAACAAGGAGACGAUUGCAGGAACUCAGGUGCCGUCCUGCUGGUCAGCGUCCAGGGCAUAGCGGUCAACGUGGACCCGGUCUUCUGCACGUGGCUGUUGUAUCAUCCACACAGAGGGAGCAGCCGGCAGCAGCAGCAGACUCCAGGCCUGGUUCCUCUGGUCAAGAGAAGAGAAGAUGAAGCAUCAGUUGGGAGCACGCCCCUCGCCAAACAGACUUCCAAUCAAGCCUCAGACUACGCCAGCAGCCCCGUCAAAACCAAGACUGUUACAGAAUCUCGUCCCCUUUCCAUCCCGAUGAAAGUGAUGCCUGACACCACGGCUGUGGAGUCAUGGUCCACGUCAGAGGAGAGAAUGAAGGAGCUCAUCGCUCAUGCCUGGGAUGCUGUUAAACGCCUUACACUACAGUUGGAGCUCCAGUCGUGCUGUGUGUUCCUGCCCAACGACAGCCUUCCCUCCCCCAGCACCAUCAUCUGUGGCGACAUCCCCGGCACCGUCCGGAGCUGGUACCACAACCAGGCCUCCAUGCCCGGGACGUUGGUGGUCUGCCUGCCCCAGAUCAGCGUCCUCAGCGCUGGACACAAGUACAUGGAACCCCUGCAAGAACUCCCCUUUGUGGUCUCCAAACCCAUCUUAGAGGAAGGUGAUGCUUUCCCUUGGACCGUGAGCCUCAGUCAGUUCAGCGUGUACACCCUGUUGGGGCAGCAGCAGAGCCUGAGCCUCCUGGAGCCCAUGGGCUGCACCUCCACGCUGGCCGUCACAUCCCAUAAGCUGCAGAGCUCCUCAGAGGGACGGCACUCUUUCGUAGUCUGCCUCCACGUUGACCUCCAGCCGGUCCACGUCAAGUGCUCCAACCCUCAGGUCCAGCUGUUGUACGAGCUCCUCCUCAGCUGGAGCUCCACGUGGGCUCGUCUCCAGAGACAUGGCAUCCUGCGUCAGACUUCCAGCGUCCCAGAACCCCCUGCAGGCGCCGCUCCGUCGUCUCCAGUACGAAGCAGCGCCGGCACCGCUCUCCCAGACACCAGCACCUGCAGCCCCUCGGCAGACUUUGGCUCCCCCACCGAGGGCGACUCGGUACCAGCUGGAGACGACAGUCCUUUUGCCGACACAGUCACUCUGGAGCAGAAAACCAGCAGCAUCGGUGGGACCAGUGGGAAGGUCAGCCUGUGGAUGCAGUGGAUGCUUCCCAAGGUCACGGCUAAACUUUUUGCUCGUGAUCCAACUGCCAAAAAAACAGAGAUCUGUGUCAUCAGCGAACUAGAGGACCUGAGUGCGUCUGUGGAUGUCCAGGACGUUUACACAAAGAUCAAAUGUAAAGUCGGCAGCUUCAACAUCGACCACUACAAAUGCAGUUUGGAGGAUGGUGUUCGGAGCUCGGGCAGCUGUGGAGGAGUGGUCCUUUCUUGCACUGACAAGCUGAACAGACGCACUGUGUUGGUUCGACCCGUCAGCAAGCAAGACUCUUUCAGCCAUUUCUCUGGCUUUUUCCCUCCUACGGCAGCCAAGGUUCUGGAGGGUUCACACCAGCAGCAUGGCUUCCUGUCCAUCACCUACACACAGGCCGUCACCAAAAACGUCCGCCACAAACUAACCACGCGGCCCGAGCGGCCGUCACGCAGCAGCGCGACCACGGCGAGUCACCGGGUGACCGCCGACCCCCUGGCCGACGGCUCGCCUCAUUACCUGAGAGAAAUCCUGCUCACAGCCCAGCCUUUUGAUGUGGUGCUCUCAUGUCCUCUGCUGGCAACUGUAGCUGGAGUAUUUCAGGCUACAGUACCGAGACGCUACAGAGAACGUGGGAAGUCAGCGGGUCAGCCAAUGAGAAGCCACACUCUGACUUCUCGGUGUUUGCCUCUCAUUUACAUCAACACCAGUGUGAUCAGGGUUUUCUGUCCUGGAUCCCAAGACAAACAUCCAUCAUCAGCAGAUCCACAUGUGAAGAAAGAAGACACCCUGGUGUUAAAGCUGGGGUCUCUCAGCAUGGCUCCACAGGCCGAUAACCCCCUGACCCGCACCGUGCUGAGAAAAGACAUCUACCAACAUGCACUGAACCUUGGCAUCCUGCGCGACCCGGGUUCAGAAGUGGAGGACCGUCAGUACCAGAUCGAUCUCCAGUCCAUCAACAUCGGAACGGCCCAGUGGGAGCAGCUCAAACCCGAGAAGGAGGGAGCUAAAGGAGGCCUGUCGGCAGAGAACGAGAGGAGCUCCCAGAACCCAGCGCUUGAAUGGAACAUGGCGAGCAGUAUCAGGAGGCACCAGGAGCGCCGGGCCAUCCUGACUCCAAUCCUGACUGACUUUUCCGUCCGAGUCACCGCUGCUCCGGCCAUUAUCUUCAGCAAGAAUCUGUCCCCUGACAGUGGACAAGCAGAGGAGGUGGUGGUGUGUGGUCACUCUCUGGAGGUAAAUAUGACGAGCAGUCUGGAUUUCUACCUCAGCGUUGCCCAAGUGCAGCUCCUUCAGCAGCUCCUCAGAGACAACAUGGUGGGGAUAGACGCUCCCGAGAGCAGCUCCGAGGUGCGUCGACAUGAAAAGAAGCGCUGCAGUCGUGACUCUGCAGCAGCCAUCGAGGCCUCGUCGCGCCACAGCGGAACCGGACAGGACAGCGGCUUCGGCAGCGACAGCGCCCGCAUCCGAAUUGUCCAGAUCGAGCAGCAGAGCGGCGCCAGCCACCACUGCAUCGCCCGGCCCUCCCACAAGUCCACCAUCACCAAGAACCUCAGCUUCAUCCCUUUUGACAUCUUUCUCACCGCUAGUAGGCUGUCUGUCAUGACCUACGCCUGCUCCAGUCCCCCGAAGGCGCUUCCCUCAUCAUCAGACACCCCCAGCACCCCCGAGAAGAAGGAGCCUGGGGAGAAGGUGGGAAAGAGUGCCCUUAACCAGCCUGAGACGCUGUCUGAGUCUCCUCCAGCUUCAGCCUCCCCAACUCCAGACCCAGCCUCCGCUGCCCAGGGCUCCCUCGCCGGCCUAACAGCAGAAGACAUCCUCAACAGCAACACCUCCCAGCCGGCCUCCCCACUCCUCAGAGGCAGCCUGCUGUCCCUGGACGGGCUGCCAACUCCCAGCCGCUCCUCGGCCCGCCAAGCACUGGGUGUCACUAUAGUGAGGCAGCCCGGGAGGAGAGGGGCUGGGGACCAGGUGCUGGAGCCCCUGCUUUACCUCCAGGUGAUGCAGCCUUCGGCUCUGCUCAGCUGCCACCACCGCAAACAGAGGAUGGAGCUGUCUGUGUUUGAUGUGGCCUUAAGAGGAGUGGCUUCAGACUACAAGUGCCUUGAUCCAGGGAAGACUCUUCCUGAGUCUCUGGACUACAACGUGUCGUGGCUGCAGACAGUAGCAGGAGAGGUUGACGGUAAAACGGGCAUCCCUCCCCCUCUGCUCUGCCUCCAGAUUAAAGAUUUCCUUAAUGGACCAGCUGAGCUCAAUGUGGAGCUCUCACGCCCACUUAAAAUCAACCCCACACUGGCCAAACUGGAGCAGGCCAAGGCCUACCUGAACAAAGUCCUUCCUAAUCACCCGUGGGACGUCUCCAGUAAAGCACAGUCCACCUCGUCCACUCCUCACUCUUCACCCGCCAAAGCCGUCCCCAGGGCCUUUCCCCCUCGUGCAGACCCCCACCAGGCUUCGACCAGCAGCUUCAGGACCCUCGGUUUGUCCUUCCACAAAGUGUCUGUCCACACGGCGCAGAUUGUUGUCGUCAUGGAGACGGAGGCCCAUCCAAUGAGACCCAGUGUGACAGUAUCAGUGUCAGCUAUGAAGGGAAGUCUGAACAUAAAGUCAGGACCGAGGAUAGAUGAUGCCGUUCAAGCUGCCUCCGUCCUCCUGGAGCUUCAGGACGUGUUGGUGAGAACAGGCCUGAAGGAGCGGAUCCGUCUUCUCCUGGGUCCGUUCUCCUGCAGCACUUCCCUGGAGGCCCGGUGGUGUCGGCACAGCGGCAGCCCUGGACCCGAGCCCGGUCCUCCUAAACUCCUACUGGACCUGAAGGGAGGCCUUUUGCAGGUGUUUUUGGGUCAGGAACACCUGAAUUGUCUGAAGUUGGUGGAAGAACACCUGCAAGACUAUCUUCACCUGGACAAAGGGGAAUCAGCUGAGAUCUGCUCAAAGGGAAAGACCUGCCACUCCCAGCCGCCACCCUCGCCCGGUUCCCCCUCACCUCGGACAGAACACAGCUCCGAUGACCUUCGCACGGGCCAUUUCCAGUACAUCCAGGACACAGCUUCCCAGAGACAACCAGGACCCCAUGAGGUGGUGUUUUACAGCGAGACAGAGGAUAGUCCCGGGGUGAUGCUGUGGCGAUACCCCGAACCCCGCGUCCUCACCUUUGUCCGGAUAACCCCCGUCCCAUUCAACACGACCGAAGAUCCUGAGAUCAGCACGGCCGACCUGGGCGACGUCCUGCAGGUACCAUGCAGCCUUGAGUACUGGGAUGAGCUCCAGCAGGCUUUUGUUCCAUACAGGGAGUUCAGCCUAUCAGAGAGCAGCGCCUGCCAGCUGCAGCUGCCCAGCCUGAGCCUCACCGACCAGCAGAAGGAGCUGGUGGCCUCAGACCUGUGGAGGAUAGUCCUCAAUAACAACGGAGAGGGAGGAGAUGAGCAGAGUUCCGAUAGUGACUGUGGGUCGGUGCUGCCGUGUGAUCAGCUGGUGUCUCCCAUGGCGUUGGCCGCCUGCACCCGGGUGGACUCCUGCUUUGCUCCGUGGUUUGUCCCGUCGCUGGGUGUGUCCCUGAAACUGGCCCAGAUGGAAGUUCACCUUUGCCAUCACCUGGAGCAGCUGGGCACCGUUCCAUCACGACAGCUCCGCCCCUUCCUGCCAGACAGGAAGUUGCCUCAAGAGCAGGAGUUCAUGGUGCUCAGUGCUCGGGAACCGCGGGUCUUCCUGCGUCAGUGGAGCAACGGACCACGUUACUGUCAGGAGUUCAACUUCUCCACUCAGCUGGACUGUAAGCUGCUGGAGUAUCGGAAUCUAACACACCUUCAGCUCCUUCAGCCCUGUGUCCUGCAGGGCCAGGCUACUGCCACCUGCUGCCCCCAGAACACCACAUUGGAUGCAAAUGUGUUUGUGGACCCAGUUUUCCUCAGCAUCAGCCAAUACGCCAUUCACACCGUGGACACGGCCCUGCACAGCUGGAAACAGAAUGGGAACCCAGAGGCUGAGGAACUUGUCUACAGCCACUACGUGAUCUGUAACGACACCCACGAGACUCUGCGUUUUGGCCAGGUGGACACAGAUGAGAAUGUGCUGCUGGCGAGUCUGCACAGCCACCAGUACAGCUGGAGAUCCCACAAGUCCCCACAGCUGCUCCACAUCUGCAUCGAGGGCUGGGGGAACUGGCGCUGGUCAGAGGCUUUCAGCGUGGACAACGUAGGAACUCUGCUCCGGACCAUCCAGUACAAAGGUCGCACCGCCUCGCUCAUCAUCAAGGUGGUGCAGCUCAGCGGCGUCCAGAAGCAGGUAAUAAUCUGUGGGAGGCAGGUGAUGUGCAGCUACCUGACCCAGGACAUCGAGCUGCGGGUGGUGCAGCACUACGUGGGCUCCGACAGCCAGACGGUGGUGAAGGAACACUGCGACUGCCUGGAGGCGGGAGGCAAACUACCGUCAUACGUACUGGAGGACGCAGAGAUGACCGAGCUGUGUGUGAGGGCCCGCGGAGAUGAGGACUGGUCACAGGAUGUCCAGCUGGAGAGGAGGGAUAAGGGCAGCAGCAGCUCUGUAGUACAGGUGCCGUGUUCAAGUGGUUCUUUGCUCUAUGUUUGGUGUACGCUCAUCACUAUUGAACCUGAUUCUCACAUGCAACAGAGAGUGGUGGUUUUCAGUCCACUGUUCGUCAUGAGGAGUCACUUACCAGAUCCUGUGAUCGUCCACAUAGAGAAGAGGAGUCUGGGACUGAGAGAGAGUCAGCUGAUACAAGGACAAGGCCACCAGGAGCCACUGUUAAACACCGAGGCCGACCUCACACACCACCUCACAUUUCAAGCCAGGGAGGAUGAGGACGCUUCCCACUGCGCUGUGCCCAUCUCCACAAGCCUCAUCAAACAAAUAAUGAACAAGACGGGAAAUGAGAACAACCUGGAAAACAUCCUGGAAGACUUCUAUGGUCCGAAGGCGUCCAGUGAGCCACCGUGGCCCUACGUCACCAAGGAUACAGACAGGCCGGUGCUGGAGCCCCUCACCCAGUGGGACAGCCCCAUGCAGGUGAAGUUAUCCUGCUGGAAGUCGGGCCUGAACACACUGCUGGUGGAGCUGCUGCCCUGGGCUCUGCUGGCCAACCACUCCCAGUGGGACCUCUGGCUUUUUGAAGGGGAGACUAUUGUCCUGCAGAUACCGGCAGGAAAAGUCAUCGUACCACCAAACUUCAAGGAGGCCUUUCAAAUCGGUAUCUACUGGGCCCACACCAACACUGUCCACAAGUCGACGGCGCUCAAACUGGUCCACGACCUGACGUCCCCUCGAUGGAAGGAAGGAACGGGCUCCGAAGUGGUCACUCUGGACGAGGAGGGGUACGUGGAGGCGGACAUCACCCUGGGAGCUUUUCCCGGCAGACAGAAGCUGUGUCAGUUCUGCGUGUCGUCUGUGGUGAGACACGGCAUCCAGAUCCUGCAGAUCGAGGACAGAACCAUCCUUGUGAACAACACGUCCUACACCCUCCAGUACAGGCCUCUGCUGUCCGACCACACACUGGGAACCGACGACCAGGCCUGUCAGAUACCAGAGACGGCGGUCUUCACCCUGGCGCCCUCUGAUCACUCAUCCCUGGCCAGGCCCUGCUCUGUGCCAUGCUGGGACCUCCUCCAAACCAGUGUCCAAGGAAAGGUGGAGUUCCCUCUGCCACUCAAACACAUGCUGUUCAGCCUGUUUCCAAAGCCUGAGGUCGGAGUUGGAUCUGCAGCGUGGAGCCUCCCGGCCCCCGUCCGACCAGACUUCCCCAGGCAGAGCUUGUCCGUUCCUGGGGAGCCGGACUCUUGGGGUGGCCUGAGCAGCAGAGCCAUAGUGCUGACGUAUCAGGAGCACCUCGGGGUGACAUACAUCACCCUGAACGAGGACCCCCACCCCCGGAUGCUGAUCCACAACAAGUGUCCAAUCCCACUGCUGCUGAAAGAAAACAGUAAAGAAACUCCAAGGACUGAGAUGUUCUGUCGACCCCUGCCUGCUAAUAGCUCUCUGCACCAUGAGCUUUACCACCACUUUUCCAGUUUUCCUGAAUGCAGGCAGAGGGAGGUACUGCCCACUCUGCUGCUCAAAACUACCUCAGACCACAGCACCACCGACUGGACUGACCCCAUAGACAUCAACUGCCCCGGAACUCAGGUGGUGUUCCUGCCAGGCUUCGGAUGCCUCUACAUCGACGUGGUGUAUGAGAAAGGAACCCUGGUUCUGUCUCUGGCACCAGAGGGCAGCAUGGACCCUGUAAUCAACCAGCACAGCAGGUCUUUGAAGCUGUCCUUCAGAGUCCUCCUGAGCGAAGCCAGUGUUGUGUUGAAUGACGACAUCACCAGCCCUUCAGGAUCAGUCGAGCUGCUCAGACUCACGUUGACCAAGCUGCUGCUCAGUCUUUCCCCGGCGCCUCCCCUCCUGCCAACUGAACUGAUGGACAGCACCUCCGAGGGGACGGAGCCUGUCCCGCCUCUGCUCCCCGACGCCUCCCUGAUCGAGGUCUGCUGCUUCGGUCUGCAGGUGGACAACCAGCUGUACAACCGAGCCAGCUUCCACUUCCCUGUGCUGCUGUGUCAGGACCAGAGGGGGGCGGCGGAGCCCCCGGCCUCCUGGAGCAGCGACGCCAACCCCACCGAGUCUCCUGAAGCCCUGGAGGAGUUCAGACGCUCCUGUUUCCUCCAGCUCAGGGUGACUCUGGCUGGAGACAGAUGCACCGUGGAGGAGGUGGUCUUCCAGCUCCAGCCGGCCCGGGUCUACCUCGAGGACACCUUUGUUUACUACAUUAAGACCCUGUUCCACACCUACAUCCCCGACACGGCCCUGACUUCCACCACAACCACCGGAGAGGCUCAGACUCACAGCAAGCCUGGAUCAGCUCCCGCCGUCCCUGAACAGGUGCUCCAGUCGGUGCAGGCCUUGGUCCACCCUGUGCGGCUGCAGAGACUGGUCAUCCAGCCGGUCAACCUGCUGGUCAGUAUCCAUGCCUCUCUGAAGCUGUACAUCGCCUCAGACCACACGCCGCUGUCCUUCUCCCUGUUCGAACGAGGACCGAUCUGCACCACGGCCAGACAGCUGGUCCACGCCCUGGCCAUGCACUAUGCCGCCGGAGCCCUCUUCAGAGCCGGUUGGGUGGUGGGUUCUUUGGAGAUCCUGGGUAGUCCUGCCAGUCUGGUUCGGAGCAUCGGUAACGGUGUGUCGGACUUCUUCCGUCUGCCAUACGAGGGCCUGACCCGGGGUCCUGGGGCCUUCGUCAGUGGAGUUUCCAGAGGAACCACCUCCUUCGUCAAACAUAUCUCCAAAGGAACACUGACCUCCAUCACCAACCUGGCGACGAGUCUGGCCCGGAACAUGGACCGUUUGUCUCUGGAUGAGGAACAUUACACCAGGCAGGAGGAGUGGAGGCGGCAGCUCCCAGAAAGCCUCGGAGACGGACUGAGACAAGGACUGUCCCGCCUCGGCAUCAGCCUGUUAGGAGCCAUCGCAGGCAUUGUGGACCAGCCCAUGCAGAACUUCCAGAGGAACUGGGAGCUGCAGAUCUCAGCUGGAAGCAAAGCCAAAGGGGUCAUCUCUGGAGUGGGGAAAGGCAUUGUGGGAGUGUUCACCAAACCCAUCGGAGGAGCAGCAGAACUGGUAUCGCAGACCGGAUACGGAAUCCUCCACGGAGCCGGACUGUGGCAGCUUCCUAAACAGCUGUACCUGCCCACAGAGGAGAAGUCGGCCCAGGCCCCGAACAGCCACCUUAAAUACGUCUGGAAAAUGCUGCAGUCCCUGGGCCGUCCUGAGGUCCACAUGGCGCUGGAGGUGACCAUCGUCAGCGGGUCGGGUCAGGAACACGCCGGCUGUCUGCUGCUCACCUCCGAGGUUCUGUUUGUGGUGAGUCUGAGCGAGGACACGCAGCAGCAGGCCUUCCCCAUCACCGAGGUGGAGUGUCGGCAGGACCCGGAUCAGCAGGGUCAGCUCAGCCUCACAUUACAGCAGCAGACGGUGACCAGCGACACAGAGGCCGAUGGCGUCCGUGAGCGUCUCUCAGACCAGCAGUACCGGCGCCUGGUGGACUACGUGACCCGGGCGUCUCAGUUCCUGUCCCCGUCCACAGCGUCUCUGCAGCUCCAGACCCCGGUGACGCUGGCCGAGCCCCCGCCCUCCGUCACCAAGUCGUACCGCUACCUGGUGGACCCCGCCUUCGCCAGGGUGUUCGUCAGUAAGUUCACCAUGGUCAAGAACAAAGCCUUACGCAUCGGAUUCCACUGACGCGCCCGUAGUUUAACAACCACCACCGAUCCCCUUUGAAUUAAAGCCUUAAAGCUCUUCAUACACUGGCUCUUAAAAAGACGACAACACGUUUUAUGCAAAAGGUCGGUUUAUUUUUUACCACGCCUUAGGGAUGGGUAGAGUUUAGACAUUUUGGUAAAAAGAUUUUCUACAGAUUCGUGACAUAUGCACAGAGAAGAGCAGAUGAAAUAGAAGCAGAAAACAGUGUAGAUCUGUUUAUUUUACUUGAACAUUUCAGUGAGUCUAGUGAACACUAAACACGUGAGUAACGAAGGCGUUCAGAUGAUUUAAAGCUGUCGUACGACGUCGUCCAUGACAACAUUACAACAGGGUUCAGUUGCUGUAAUUGCGCUUUAAUGUUACAAAAGAUCAAACAUUUACUUGUGUCCAAAAACAUUUCAGUUAAUAAUGUAGAAGUAAUUAACUCCCACUUCUGAAACUGAAACAUGAAGAGUGAGUUUGUACUUAAACCUCUAAGUAGGAGUCAGUGUGAGCAGUUACAGCAGAUGGAUUCAGUUCUAGUGUGGACACCUGUGACGGUCUAGAACAGUUGUGAACCUCCUUUAAACCUCCUCGGACCAACAGUGUGUUCCCUGUAAAGGGUCAGGUGGAUUAUUCACAGUGGGUUUGUAUCCGUGUUAACAGUUACUCAGCGGGUCAAACAAAACCUAAGUCUCUGUGUCCAUUUUACCUCGAAAUCCAAAACUUAUUGAGUUCAGUCAAACAUAUGGCCCUCCAUCCCAGCCCAGGGAUGAAUCUGAAAUGCAAAACUUACAUUUAAGACAUUAACAGUCAACAGCGUCAAAGUCAUUUUAGUUCAGGACAGAGACCAGUUUGAUCAAGAGUAAAAUAAUGUAAUGUUUCAUGACUCUUACAAACUAUUCAUUAAUGUGAACCAAAAAUGUCUUCAGAAAAAUAAGUGCAAUUUUAACAAUAUUUUGUGUAUUUGUAAGUUGGAAUGCACAUGUAUUAAUGAUAAACUGAGGCAAAAUAUCAUUAUACUUAAGAAAUUUCAGGUUCAGAUUUUGUAAAGGACAGUUUGUAGACAUGAACACUAACAAUGAAUCUUCUGUAUAUGUCAAAGCAGUAUGGUUUUAAUGAAGUGAUGAAUCAAACUGAAAAGGUUCUGUAGCCUCUUAAACCCAGGUCCAUUUGUUUCCAGUGGGAAUAAUUUCAGUGUAACGCAAAACAAUGGAUUAGCUGAAGCUUCAUUUACCUCCACCAAGGAGGUUAUGGUUUUGCCAGGGUUUGUUUAUUGGUUAGUUA